AUGGGCAGGUAUCCGCGCCUUCUUCUCCCACUUUAUCAACUCCUCCAGCACAGAAACAUACAGCCACUUCUUUGUGAUUCCCUCACCGAUCCCAAUCUUCCAGAUGGCGCCCUUCUUCGCACCCAACAUGACGAUCUCCGCAACCCAAGCCCUCCUCAAGCCCUGGUUCGACGCCUCGCCGCCGUAGGAAUCACCGUCGUCCCUACAUUCAACUACUGCCCGUCCUUCCUCCCAGCCUGGGAAGUGUAUUUCCAACAAGAAGAAAUAAGCAGAAAACAAGGCUUGAAGGCCUCUCGCCUCUUCCCGAGACAGAACUGGGAGAAUGCAACGCUGUUCAGCACUAUGUUCGAUAUGUGGAAAGCGAGUAUCGAUGCUGGAAGUUUUACGCUAAACUCCAACUUUGCACCUACCUUGACAGCAGGCGGGAAUUCAAAUAAGUUAAAUAACAGCGUCAAUGACCCAAUCUGGCGUUCAGGAAUACGGCGGUGGAGAGUGAGGGGUGUUAUACGCUUACUCCUCUUCAGGAUUUCUUGGGGUGGAUAA
Messenger RNA from Hyaloscypha bicolor E, 543 nucleotides. RefSeq lists its product as uncharacterized. Bases 1 to 543 code for a protein of 180 amino acids. The record is from RefSeq and is a predicted model, not a curated record. Lineage: Eukaryota; Fungi; Ascomycota; Leotiomycetes; Helotiales; Hyaloscyphaceae. The transcript has 2 exons.